AUGAACUUGUGCUUCAACUCUUCAAUUUCGACAAUGGUGUAUCCAUGUUCAAUGCAAUUUUCUUGUGAUGUUAGGCUCAAAACUAAUAAUAAUGGACCUGGUAGUUUCCAGCAUCAUAAUCUGGCGCGGGUUCAUCGAUUACAUUUGGUUACCAUGAAUCUUUUACCGCGAACUUUGAAACGAGAUUCUUUGGGACUCCAUUUUUCAAGUGGAGUACAUGCGCCAAUAAGGCAGACUCCUUCCAGGUGCAGUGUUUUUGUAUGUCGGUCUGCCAUGCUACCAGGUGGAGGGAGUGGGACUGCCCUCGUGAAAUCUGCUAGCGUUUUCUUAACAAGAUGUUUAUGCAGGUCAUAUGAUUCUUUACUGGGAAGCCCUGUUUUGCUUCGAUUGAUCCCAGCCCUUGGUAUUAUUGCCUUUGCUGUUUAUGGUAUAGAGCCACUCCUUCGUCUCAGCAGGAUUCUAUUUCUUCAACGGACUGACAGUAAUUGGAAGAAAAGUAGUUCGCGAUAUGUUAUGACAUCAUAUUUUCAGCCAUUAUUGUUGUGGACUGGGGCAAUGCUCAUAUGCAGGGCAUUAGAUCCAAUUGUCCUGCCAUCUCCGAAUAGCCAGGUUGUGAAACAACGACUGCUUAAUUUUGUGAGAUCUUUGUCAACAGUGAUUUCAUUUGCGCAUUGUUUAUCAAGCUUAAUUCAACAAGCUCAAAAAUUAUUUUUGGAUGCAAAUGAAUCCAGUGAUGCAAGAAAUAUGGGCCUUGAUUUUGCUGGGAAGGCAAUAUACACUGCUGUAUGGGUUGCUGCUGUGUCAUUGUUCAUGGAAUUGCUAGGUUUCUCCACACAGAAGUGGUUAACUGCUGGUGGGUUGGGCACAGUAUUGCUCACUCUUGCUGGCCGGGAGAUAUUUACGAACUUCCUGUCAAGUAUAAUGAUCCAUGCAACUCGGCCAUUUGUAUUGAAUGAGUGGAUUCAAACAAAGAUUGAUGGAUAUGAGGUUUCUGGCACCGUUGAGCAUGUGGGCUGGUGGUCACCGACCAUUAUUAGAGGUGAUGAUCGUGAAGCAGUUCAUAUUCCUAAUCAUAAGUUCACUGUCAAUGUUGUGAGAAAUUUGACUCAGAAAUCUCAUUGGCGUAUCAAGAGUUACAUUUCUAUCAGUCAUUUGGAUGUUAACAAAAUUAACAGUAUUGUAGCAGAUAUGCGCAAGGUUUUGGCUAAAAACCCCCAAGUGGAGCAGCAGAGAUUGCACAGAAGGGUAUUUUUGGAAGACAUCAAUCCUGAAAACCAAGCUCUAAAGAUAUUGAUAUCUUGCUUUGUGAAGACUUCACAUUUUGAGGAGUACCUCUGUGUUAAGGAGGCAAUCCUUUUGGAUCUUCUCAGAGUUGUCAGUCAUCAUCGUGCUCGGUUAGCCACUCCCAUCCGCACAGUUCAGAAAAUAUACAGUGAGCCUGCCUCAGAAAAUAUUCCCUUUGGCGAUGGCAUUUUUACUCGAUCCAGAGCAGCAGUAAAUCGUCCAUUCCUACUAAUAGAACCCACAUAUAAAGUUAACGGUGAAGAUAAAGUUAAGCCGUCAACUCGAUCAACUCGUGGCAAUGAGGAAAAAGAUGCUAAGAUAGAGGAACCAGUGGCAUCUGACUCCAAAAGUGAUGAGAAUUUUGCAGGAACUUCAUCCUCUCCACCUGGUGUAAACUCCAAGGAUAGGUCCAAGUCAACCUCUGAUGCUCAAAUCCAGAACAUGGGUUCCGAAGGUUCAAUGGAGAAGACCACAAAAACCAUGCAGCCUAAAAAAGAGAGUGCUGGAGAUGUAGGGAAGGGAAGUACAAUUCCUGUAUCUAAAAACCUUGCACAAAGUACUGUAUCAGAAACUUCUGUUACUUCCCCCGAGUCUAGCAGGGAAGACACUUCUUCUGCUAAUGACGACAAAUCUUCUGUGUCAUCAUCACCAGUUAGGCCUCCCUUAGACGAGAAUAUUCUUCUUGGGGUUGCACUUGAAGGCUCAAAACGCACCCUUCCAAUUGAGGAUGAAGUUAGUCCAUCUCCUAACUCGGCUGAGUCACAGGAAUUUGCCGCCCAACGGAAUGGGAAUGGAGCUCCUGCUAACAAAGAUAAGAAGGAUGGUCCAAUAUCCUGA
This is a messenger RNA of Lathyrus sativus (Indian pea), 2121 nucleotides long. Lineage: Eukaryota; Viridiplantae; Streptophyta; Magnoliopsida; Fabales; Fabaceae. The record is from the annotation of a GenBank genome assembly.